Messenger RNA from Cornus florida, 747 nucleotides. Its product is annotated as large ribosomal subunit protein eL24-like. Gene Ontology annotation, biological process: cytoplasmic translation. The record is from RefSeq and is a predicted model, not a curated record. Bases 117 to 608 code for a protein of 163 amino acids. The transcript has 5 exons. NCBI's taxonomy places the organism in Eukaryota, Viridiplantae, Streptophyta, Magnoliopsida, Cornales, Cornaceae. Gene Ontology annotation, cellular component: cytosolic large ribosomal subunit. Gene Ontology annotation, molecular function: mRNA binding; structural constituent of ribosome.
UUUAGGGCAGAUAAACAUAAUAAUAUUAAUUAAAAAUUCUUCAGGGACUAUUUAAAGAUCGAAAUAUUAGAAAUCUAGGGCUCUUUUUCCUUGCGAGUAGAGUUGCAACGGCCGCCAUGGUUCUCAAGACUGAACUCUGUCGCUUCAGUGGGGCCAAGAUAUACCCAGGCAAGGGUAUCAGAUUUGUUCGUUCUGACUCUCAGGUCUUCCUCUUCGCCAAUUCAAAAUGCAAGAGGUACUUCCAUAACCGACUUAAACCCUCAAAGCUCACCUGGACAGCCAUGUACAGGAAGCAGCAUAAGAAGGAUAUUGCUCAAGAAGCUGUUAAGAAGAGGCGUCGCGCGACUAAGAAACCUUAUUCAAGGUCUAUUGUAGGUGCUACUUUGGAGGUUAUACAGAAGAAGAGAACAGAAAAACCUGAAGUUCGGGAUGCUGCUCGGGAGGCGGCUCUGCGUGAAAUCAAAGAGAGAAUCAAGAAAACCAAGGAUGAAAAGAAAGCCAAGAAGGCAGAGGUAACGGCGAAGACACAAAAGACCCAAGGCAAGGGUAGCAGCAUGCCCAAGGGUGGGAAGGGCCCCAAGCUUGGAGGGGGUGGUGGCAAGCGUUGAAAUUAGCUUCUUUGUUUUCUUAUUGGGUAUUAUAAAGUUUUGAAGGCUUGAUAUCUUGAUAAGGUGGUUCUAGCCGAACUCAUUGUUGAAUACUUUUUUAUUGCCUUUUUAUUAUGCAUGGUUGACUGAUUUUUUAUUA